GUUCCCCCCAAAAAUGAAAGUGUUUGAGUCCACAACACACUUCCGGAGUUUCAGGGGUAAACAGCAUUGCUGCUGAAUCAAAAAGUAAAUGUUGAUUUGUUCUUCAAACGUGAAAAAACAACCUAAAGAAUUAUAACAUGCCUCCAUUCUGCUCCUGUAAGCUCAGAAAUUCAAAUUUGACUUGAAACAGCAUCAUUUACACACCAUUUCUUUUAGCCCAGGAGGAUAUCAGAGCACAUUUAGGCUAAAAACAUGGUUUUCAAUUCAAGUCGAAUUUGAAUGAGCAGUAUGGAGGCACUUUUUUUUCUCUGUUGUUUUAUUACGUCUGAAGAAGGAGUCAGCGUUUCCCCCCGAGACUCCUAAAUUGUUUUGUGGACUCACUUUCACCCACCCCUCCAUCGAUGUAGUCGUUAGUGGAUAAUGAGUGAAUCCUCAUUUCUUUGGGUUAACCAUCCCUUUAAGAGCCAUAACCAGUAGCAGUUAACACAAUGAACAUUACAUACCUGCAUCUGACAGAACUGGAUCAUCCUGUUGUAACAGUGGUUCAUGUGGCUGUUCUCUUUGAGGUGAAUGUAAUACUGAAAUUGACACACCUGCCUCCGUUCCCUGAGUACACGUUGGACCUUGGCAGUUUCCCCCGAGGAUGUGGCCCCAUGAGGCCGGUCUCCAUGGAGGGCCUGGUCAUUGCCAUGACGAGGGUCACGAAAUACACCCAGGGGGCCCGGUUCCUCUGUGUUAACGACGAGUGCCCCUGCUCUACUGGUACUUUGUUACCUCCGAGCCCUCACCACAGAUUUCUCUCAGCUUUAAGGUUCCACCACAUCCGAGUUCAUGCACCCGGAGCCACAGAGUCGGCGACUGUGAGAAACGACUUCAGCUGCAUGAUGUGCAGCUCCCAACUGAAAGAGGAUGUGAAGUUCCGAGUUUUGGGAGACAAACAGCUGGUGGAGCUGAUCCACGUCAAAGCACUGGACGUUCUAAAUGGGCACCAGCAAAGCUCACUCAGAUACCAGUCUGUCACCCUGUUUCUCAGAGAUGAGCUGUGUAACUUGAUGAGAAUUGGUCGACUCUACAGGGUGCUUGGCAUUCCUGCACAUGUCCACCAGUGGCCCAACAUCACCUGGAGUGUAGAGGCCAAUAGCAUCCGACUGUGGGAGCCAGAACAUCCCCAUAAAGUCAGUGUCAGGUUCCAAGAGCUGCUGAAAGCCACAGCCUCUUCUCCCUGGAGGUUCUCUGCUAUUGUAGCUCACUGCUUUGGGUUGGACGUUUCUCCUCCGGGCUUGUACAACACACUGAAGCUGGGUUUGUUGCUCAGUUUGGUGCAGACCAGAGCAGAUGCAAAAGAGACAUGUCACAACUUGGAUCUCCUCAUCAUCACUACCAACACCCUUGUAUUAGACAGAUUGUUGACAUACAGUUUGGGUUUGGCCAUUCGCGGGGUCAGACAUCAGGCCUCAGGGGAGAUGUUUGCAUCCCUGUCCCGGGACGAACAUGGAGCAGGCACUGCCAACAUCCAUGCUGGUUCUGCCCUGCUAGCCACCGGGGGCAUAUGCAUGGUAGGAGAUCUUGGGUGUUACAAGAAGGACAAGUUGGAUUCCAUCCAGUCAGUUCUGGAGAGCCGCACGGUGUCUGUAUUCAUCCCAGGAAAGAAAUACGGUGAGGAUGCUGACCAGCAGCUUUCCUUCCCGCUCCACUGCAGCUUCUGGGCCCUCACAGACCCCUCACAGCGUUCAGGGAGGACAGACCUUACUGUACUGGGCACAGCAGAAAUGGGUCCCAUACCACUUAAGCUGGCAGACAACUUUGGCCUGAUCAUUCGGAGUAGGGAUAUGAUGGGAGAGCAGGCCCUGCUCGCCCAGACUGUCCACACCCUCCAGCAGUCAGUACAGCCUGGAAAACCCCUCUACCCAUCCUGCUGGGAGUUCUCCUCUCAAAACUACCAGGAGCUGGUAGCCCACGCUCGGAGUUUACAAGUGGAGCUUAGUCCUGGAGCUGAGAAAAUGAUCCACGGUUACUAUAUGGCAAGCCGUAGAGUCAGAACCCAGAGUCAGGGUGUUAAGAUAUCAGUGGCCUCUAUCAAACUACUGAUCUCUUUGGCUGAAGCUCACUGCAAGUUAAGUCUCAGAACACAAGUGCUGGAGGAAGACGCUGUCAUCGCUGUGCUACUCUGUGAAAACUCAGUCACUCUCAAGCACGGCGCCUCUGCUCUCAUUAUUCCACCUGACGCAGUGUUUCCGUGUGACCUGGAAGAUGUGGACGGUUUGCCCAGAAGAGAUAUGGCACUGGAUAUGCUCCACCAGAAUAUCCUGCGCUUCAUUUACGCCUAUGCACCAGGAGCAAACAAUUACAUCACAGAAGAGUAACAUCUCUCUAAAGAUCCAAUAAUACAGUGUCCGAGUCAAAUGGGCAAUAUAUGUGGUGGCCAGUAUCAACACGUCGAGUUUGGACAGCUUGGUGUCCGGCGGCACCGACGGCAAAGUCCUCUGCAGUUCCAGGAACGCGGUCCUCAGCGUCUGCACGCGG
This is a messenger RNA of Platichthys flesus (European flounder), 2523 nucleotides long. RefSeq names its product minichromosome maintenance domain containing 2 (gene mcmdc2). Bases 489 to 2363 code for a protein of 624 amino acids. Gene Ontology annotation, molecular function: ATP binding; DNA binding; single-stranded DNA helicase activity. NCBI's taxonomy places the organism in Eukaryota, Metazoa, Chordata, Actinopteri, Pleuronectiformes, Pleuronectidae. The record is from RefSeq and is a predicted model, not a curated record. The transcript is spliced from 12 exons. Gene Ontology annotation, biological process: double-strand break repair via break-induced replication.